Arabidopsis lyrata subsp. lyrata is the source of this 717-nucleotide messenger RNA. Its product is annotated as protein DETOXIFICATION 2. The record is from RefSeq and is a predicted model, not a curated record. Bases 66 to 503 code for a protein of 145 amino acids. Gene Ontology annotation, biological process: transmembrane transport. Gene Ontology annotation, molecular function: antiporter activity; xenobiotic transmembrane transporter activity. The transcript is spliced from 2 exons. Gene Ontology annotation, cellular component: membrane. Lineage: Eukaryota; Viridiplantae; Streptophyta; Magnoliopsida; Brassicales; Brassicaceae.
CUUGCAGCACACGUGUGUCAAACAAAUUGGGAGCUGGCAAUCCUCAAGUUGCUAGGGUUUCCGUAAUGGCAGGGCUUUGUCUCUGGAUAGUAGAAUCAACUUUCUUUAGCACACUUCUCUUCACCUGCCGAAACAUCGUAGGCUACGCAUUCAGCAACAGCAAAGAAGUUGUUGACUAUGUGGCUGACAUAUCAUAUUUGCUCUGUCUCUCCUUCAUCCUAGACGGAUUUACCGCAGUUCUAAAUGGGGUUGCUAGGGGAUGUGGGUGGCAACACAUUGGAGCUUUGAUCAGCGUUGUGGCUUAUUAUCUCGUAGGAGCUCCUGUUGGAGUUUACUUAGCUUUCAGUCUUGAGUGGAACGGAAAAGGACUUUGGUGCGGUGUUAUGGUUGGAUCCGCGGUGCAAGCCACUAUAUUGGCUUUCGUCACAGCGUCCAUAAAUUGGAAGGAACAGGCUGAGAAGGCAAGGAAGAGAAUAGUCUCAACUGAAAAUGGAUUGGCUUAAAGAAAAUUAAUGUUAUUUUGAUGGGUUACAAUUUUUUUUAGUUCCAGGUUUUAGAAAAUAUUUAAAAUUUUUCCUAAGUUGAAAUUUUCUUAUAAUUAGAACAGAAUUCGAAUUGCACAUGCUGGAAAACGAUUAAUUUGUUUUUUUAUUCAAUUUUUGGUAUCCCAAUGUAAUAGUUACAACUUACAAGUGAAUAAAAUCUUCAUUGAUAUUA